This is a messenger RNA of Drosophila obscura, 1288 nucleotides long. Its product is annotated as protein FAM151B. NCBI's taxonomy places the organism in Eukaryota, Metazoa, Arthropoda, Insecta, Diptera, Drosophilidae. The transcript has 4 exons. The coding region runs from base 304 to 1209 and encodes 301 amino acids. The record is from RefSeq and is a predicted model, not a curated record.
ACAUUUCUGUUUGUCGUGCAGUUCAGUUACAGCAGCAGCAAUCGGCGAAAGUGAUUGCAUACAUUCCAUUAAACAAUUAAAUAUAAUUUUCCCACAAAUACACAUUCACCCAUCCAUUGAAGCGCUGCCAUUUGUGUCUUGUCUCUGUCUGCGUGUGUGAUUGUUGAAUCGAAGAAAAUAAAAGCGCUCGUGUCCAAAAUCAAUGGUGCGACUCUGAAUGCCAGCCAUUAUCAGUACUACCGUGCGGAGGAAUUGGAGGGAACACAAGUUUCCCCUGGCAUAGUGCUGCUGCAGGAUCAGGACAUGGGGCGGGGCAAGUCUAUAAUCAGGGCGGCCAAUCUGACCGCCAUCCGAUGGGCGCAUGCGGUGAACAGCCAGCAGUUGCUCGACGAGGCCUUGGCAGGUGACAUUGAGUUCAUUGAGGCGGACAUUGUGCUGGGCAAGGUGAAUGGCGAGGGCGACGAUAUGCCCGUGAUGGCACAUCCGCCGGCAAAUGUCUCCGACUUGACGCUGCAGGGAUUCCUGAAUCAGAUCAAAGACUUUAACGACCUGCACGUGGGCAACGAGAAGGGAGUCAAGCUGGAUUUCAAGUCCAUAGAGGUGUUCGAGGGCUCCCUGGGCAUUUUGGACGCGACCAUACCAAGUAUGUCCUAUCCCAUUUGGAUCAAUGCUGACAUUAUCAGUGGCCCUGUGGACCAGAACAAGAGCGUGCCCGUGGAUCCGGAUCGGUUCUUUGCCGGCUGCAUGCGCUACAAGCAGGCAGUGCUCUCCAUCGGCUGGACCACCAACUGGGGUGCCGACUUCCGUGAGGGCGAAUACACUCAAGAUCAGUGCGACGCCAUGGUCGAGUCGCUCAACUUCAACAAUGUGCUGUCCACGGGCCAGGGCAUCACGUUUCCGGUCCGUGCGGGCAUUGCGGCCAACAGCGAGGAGCAACUCCACAAACUGGUCAGCGCUGUCAACGAGACCAAUGACAGCACACUGACCAUUUGGUCCUCCGACGGUGAUUACGUGGAUGUGGCCAAGCUGCGCAAACUGAUAUUCGGCUUUGGCGUGGAGCGUGUCUACUUGGAUGUGCCCGAAGAGUUGGCCGCCAGGCUGGAUCUGGGCAAUGCUGGCAACGGUGCGGGCACCUUCAAUUCUCUGGUUAGCUUCAGCUUCAUCAGCCUCUGCUUUUAUGCCUUUUCCAGUUGGUUACAUCGCGGCUAACAAGUGGGCCUAAUAGAUUAGAUUACAUAUAGAUUUUUAGAUUUCUGUCACAAGCAAUUAAUAAAAUAAAACGUGUCAA